GCCCCGGACGGAGCCUCCGUGCCCGGUCUGUGGGUGGCAGUUGCGGGAGGCCGGCGCGGCACCGGGCCGUGCGGUGCUGUUGCAGAGCUCGGGGGCUGAUUCCAAACCACGUCUGUAAGCCUCGUCUGUUGGGCUCUGAGGUUCUUCCACAGUGUGGUUUCUUGCUCUUAUUUCUGUUCUAAAUCUUCUUGUUCACCAAGCAGAAUAAUUUUGCUGCGCCCUUCAAGUUUCUUAUCGUGUCCAAAGCCCGUUUUUUGGUAUAGAAGCAUGAGGUGCUGCCUCCUGCCACACCUCACCACUCAGAUAUCGAGCAUACGGCCAUUGGGGGACGGUAAUGCCUUGGGAGUAAUAACUGAGCAAUAGUAUGGAGCUGUGAUAGGGCAAACUGCAUGUUACGCUCAGUAGAGGGGAUCUGGAAUUCAGGCACUGUGGGCUCAGCACGGCCAUGCCCUGCCCCUCGCAUUCAGCAUCUGUGUCUGCGCGUGCUAGCCGUUCCCCCGGCCCUUUGUCUCUCUCUUCUUGACGAUAGUGCUGCUGUGGGGAAAAAUAGAGGGAAAGAACAACAGGAUAUUGUCUGGUUCUGGCCCCUGUGCCAACAGUGACAAAAUGUUGUUUUCUCUGCGUUUUCGGGAUUCUGGUUGGCUUUUAUUACUCAUCGGUGCGCCCGAAUGCGUGAAGAUGUGUUUUUAAAUUCUUGCAGUUACUGUGGAAAACUUGAGUCCCUGGGAGGAAGGUGGUGCCCCGUGUCUGCAUGUGGACGUUCCUGCUCUGGAGGAUGACCCUCUGACCCGUGCAGAGGAAAAGAGGAGCUCAGCUGUCAAGCACAACAGGAAGGCGUGCGGUGCUGCGGUUUGCUGGGAUGACACCUGCAGAGCUGCCGCAGGCGUGGAAGUGAGCCACAGGCUGCAUGGUAGUGCUGAGGGAGCUGCGCUGCUGCACGAAUCUCCUGCCAAACCACAGUGCUGUUCUGGCUCCCAUUCCCUUUUCUGACACCUGUAGUGAGUCUGAAGCACGCUGCAACACAGACUUCUGCAGCAAGUGCUGAAGUGAAGAGGGCAUGGAGCAGCACUGAAAAAAGCCCUUUUAGCCAUCAGGAUUGCAGGCCAGGGACACAAGCUGCAACUGCGCCGGGGCCACCAAGCCAGGAGCUGGCUGCAUACAGCACUUGAAGGAGGACAAGCAGGGCACAGGUAUGCAGCGAGCAUGGGGCUGACGGCAGGGCUAUGCUGCAACUGCAGGGGGGGCUGGGGACGUGCCCCCAUCUGAUUUGAUGCUGAUAAACUCUCAGUAAGCCUGAUUUCAGAGUAGGUUAUUGGUGUACAGACAUGCUGUGUGAUUUUUAAGAAGACUGUAGAUUUGAUGGCCUCCUUAACACGAAAUAAACCCAAACAGUCUUUGACUAAUGCAAAGUGUAGGCAACAGCUUUGAUUUCUGCAUCCUCCUGUGGGGCCGCGGUGCCUUUGCUGUGCUCACACAGCAGUGAAAAUGGCCUGGGUGAGAGGAACAAGUGACUGAUAUAUGGUAAUUUAGCCAGAGAAUGAGUUGUAUUAAAACCAUCCAGUAUAAAAUGGAAGCUUUGCAUUCUGCAAUAAUGUAUCAUAUAGGGCACCUAUAGCUACAAGGCAAAUGUAGCAAAAGCUCUGGAAGAUAAAUGACAGAAAUCUUAAAAAUCUGCUUGAAGAGUGAGAAGUGAGGAGGUGAGGGAAGACUCCAGGGGUGAAAGAAAUAGAAGUGCUAAUCACACUACUGGGACAUAGAAGUGCUAAUCACACCACUGGGACUGUACAAGAGAUGCUUGUGAAGGGGGAGUUUGCACAAUUUGUGGAGACUUCAGUGUUGACUGAGAAUGGCUGCAUUUAUGAUGUUGCAAAUUCUGUUAAGCUGUAAGCCUUUUAAAAAACUUUUAAAUAGAUUAACCUGUUACUAUCUUGCUUUAAUAAUCUGGAAUAUGAAAAGGUUGUUAUGAAAGCCUCCUCCAGAGCCCUGAUUUUUAUUUGAAGAAGCUUAUGAAUCCCUAAACCUAGGAAGUUGGGUUUUAUCGCAGCUUUAGGGUGCAUACAGCCAGGGAGGUUUCCUGUUUGUGCCUCUGGCUUAGGACUGCUGUGUUAACAGUUCUGUGUUCUGGGAAGCUCUAGGCUUUGUCUCAUUAGCAGGUUUGUUGCUGAUAUAAAGAGCUAUAUUUUGUGUGUGUGUGUGUGUGUGGUCUAAGGGCUUUUUGGGGUUCUCUUUACUACAGAAGAUGAAAGAAGACUUUCUUUUGCAACUGUUCAUAAAGCUUAAGCAUUCAAUCUGUUGUUUCUUCAGGAUAUUAUCUCUGGAAACACUGAAAGAGCUGAGCAGCUUUGGCAAGCUCUACCUGCACAGGGCCAUCAACUGUUGAAGGGGACUUGAUGUAAUUCUUGCGUUGCUGUAAUUACACUUCUGUCAAGAAACUGGAAUAUAUUCUACUGUCUGGGAAUAAACAUGCACCUCCCAGUGCUGAUUUCUGAUAUGAACAUACUGAUCUUUAAACUGACCCCACUCUUCUGUACAGAUAUGUUUAAACCAAUUCUCUUACGCUCUUGUUUUAGUCUUGCUGAAAUGUUUAUAUCUCAAUAACUCCUACAAAGCUUCUGCAUUUUCAUAUAAAUUAAACAGUAAACUUUUUCCAGGUAUAUCUGUCAGGUACUGUGUGUGAUCUUUACCUGUGGAUCUACAGAAGCGAUUCCUUCCUAAACUCACUUCAGAGAAAUAAUUUAAUAACAAGACCUUACCACCUACUGAAAAGAUACAAUGACUGAGUUCCUGGUUUGUUUUAACUGGUGCAACAGUGAGCAGCCCCAGCCGAAGAGGCGUCAGCGAUUGGACCGGAACAUGAUAGGAGAACCAAUGAACUUUGUUCACAAUGCACAUGUGGGGAUAAGAGAGAUGAGUAGUGACUUUUCAUCAGCUGUAUCAAUUCAGGACCACAUGAAGUCUAAAGGUGGCUACACAAAUGGCACUUCUACAGCUGCUGAGUUAUAGGAAAUUGAAAGAAGGCUGACAUCUGCUCUGUCUUACAAAAGUCUUCUGGACUGUGCUUUCAGAUUCACUAAAACCUCUUUAUCAUGGAGUAUAGCAAGUACUUAAGUUAUAAUAGGUCAGUGCGAGCUUUUGCAUUCUUUGCACAUUAGCUUCUGAAGGAGUUACUGGAAAUUAUCCUUAAAGUGUUCUGUGAUGGCAAUGCUUUAAUAGCAACUGUAGUUUGUCACUGUGGAUGACUUCUUAGCUGUGUCCCAAAAACCUCAAAGUUGUCUUGUAGGAGGGGAUAGGAAGGCAGUUUAAAUCGGCUGGGGUUUUGGUUUGUUUUUCUCUUCAAGAAAUGCCGAGAUUGAUUUUAUUUGAAAGACAAGAUGUUUGCACUUCUUAUGUGGGAUAAAUUGAAUUUCUAGAUAGGAUGCAGGCUAGGUAGCCUGCAAUACAACUUUUGAGCUAAUUUUUGGAUGGUUUAUAACCUGAGGCAUAAUUCUACUGAGCAGUAAUUUGGGUUUUUGUUUUGUUUGUUUCUUUGUUUUAUUUCUCCAAGGCUUUUUAUAGUGAACAAACUCUAGUUUAGUCUGCAAAAACCAGUGAAACUUCUGCCUUCUGUGAUAAAGCUUUUGUAAAAAUGCAAGUUUUGCAGACCAACCCACUCAGGAAAACAAGUAUUUCUCUCAGCUGCUCUCCUCCAUAGUGUAACUGAUGGGUGUUGAUGCAACAAUGCUAAUAACAGUAUGCUCACAUCUGCAUGUUAAUUUUGCACAACCCCUAUUGAAUUUUAAACAAAGCCUACUCUAAGAUCACUUUCCAUUGUAACCUACCUAUAGCAAUAGCUUUAUGGAUCUUGAAGAGGUAUCUCCAGAUUCUGCCUUCUUAGUUUCAACAUUUUUCCCUCAGAUGAAGUAUUUCUUAUACGUGGUUUUUACUUAAAGUAUGGUUUAAGUGACAGAGACAAGAGAAUAUUAAAUGGAAACUGCCUAUUACAGACUUCCAGCACUUCAUAAAUGCAGAUAUUUAGACAUACCCAAACUACAGUUUUUCACGUAGUUCUUAUUAAUCUUCCUUUUAAGUGAUAUGCUAAAACUACUGAAAUAGAGCUAGAUUUCUCUCUUAUCCAGUCGCUGACCACUGCUCUCUGACAAAAUUAUGAGUGAGUAUUGGUGUAGAGACUGUGGAAAUUUGCUUGCUCUCGUAGGAUUAACUAAGUACAACUGUUUAAAUUUCUGCAAAAUCCUCACCAGUAAAACUGUAAGUUACUGGGACUCUUCCCUUCUUGCUCUAGGCAUAAGAUCAGUCAUCAACCUUUUUCAUUAAAAAUAAAGUAUUUGCCAGCUGGAUUUUCUUGCAAGGGAGAUUUUUAACAAGUAUGGCUUAUGAUACUUCUUAAAUCUGAAUGCUUGGCUUUGCUGAAGUUCUGCUCUGCAAAGCAUGUAAUACAGUGUAUUAGGGAAGUCAGAACAUGAAAGGUAGUUCUGUGUUUCUGUGUGUGUUCCCAAAAGAAACUUUUUCCCCAUGCUUCCUUCCCAUAUUUCAUCUUCAAGGACUAAAGAGGAAGAGAAUGAUACUUUCCUUAAUAGUCAACAGCUGAUGGUCACAUUUAACCACAUCAAAAAGAAUUUUAAUGUCCAUGUCUUGCUACAUCCUUACUUUUGAACUAGAAUGCAUGUGAUAUUUUAAUACUAUUUAAAAUCACCUUGUUAACCAUAAAUGUUAACACUUUUUAAACACUUUCAUAUUUCUGACUUCUAUCCUCAGACUUAUUCCAACAGCCUAGUUAGGAUGCAGAGUUCAAAGAAGCAAAAUUCUGUAUACUGUUGAGAAAGCAUAAAGUGGUCAAGUUAUUUUUUAAAAUAAAUUCUAACUGAUCUGCUAUUA
This is a messenger RNA of Centrocercus urophasianus (Greater sage-grouse), 4872 nucleotides long. RefSeq names its product CDC42 small effector protein 2-B-like. Bases 2773 to 3003 code for a protein of 76 amino acids. Gene Ontology annotation, biological process: regulation of Rho protein signal transduction. Gene Ontology annotation, cellular component: plasma membrane. Gene Ontology annotation, molecular function: small GTPase binding. NCBI's taxonomy places the organism in Eukaryota, Metazoa, Chordata, Aves, Galliformes, Phasianidae. The transcript has 3 exons. The record is from RefSeq and is a predicted model, not a curated record.